Molecule: messenger RNA, 3345 nt
Organism: Closterium sp. NIES-67
Lineage: Eukaryota; Viridiplantae; Streptophyta; Zygnematophyceae; Desmidiales; Closteriaceae
Source: the annotation of a GenBank genome assembly
CCACCCCACGAACUCCUUCCGUCCCGUGAUCCCGCCCAAAGCACCCUGGUAUCCUGAACUAACUUGAAGCUCUCCGUUCGGAUCCCUCAUUGUCGCCACAGCAGCAACCUAUACACACAGGGCACAAGGCAGUAGAAUCGCACAACAUACAUUUCAAGUAACCCACGAGUUGUGGACCUAUGGAUGACAGUCACGUAGUCGUUGCGCUCAUAGAGAAUCGUGCACGCGAGGUAUGCACUACCUGUUGUUUCUUUCACUACUUCGCAUUUCGUUCAAACUGAUAUGUCUGUUGCACGCGUAGGUCGGACUUGCCGCCUUGGACCUCAGAUCCGCAACUCUCCACCUGAAUCAGUACAUCGAAAGCAGCAAGUCGUACCAGAACACGCUGACUUUGCUGCAGUAUUUCAAGCCAACUGAGAUUAUCGUUCCAGCCCGAAUGGCAGACUUAGCGGAAGGAAUUGGCGGAGUCAUGGCUCUUGCUUCACAUUCCUCCUUCGCAGCAGCUCGCAAGGUGACCAUGGCACGUGGCUGCUUUGACGACGUCAAGGGUGCUUUACUCGUCCAAUCUUACACCAAUGGAAAAGCCAACGGCACGAACGUGGAUAGGCACUACAAGGAGUACUACCUCUGUCUAGGUGCUGCAGCUGCACUUUUGAAGUGGGUUGAAAGCGAGAAGUCAGCAGUGAUCAUGCAGAGGUCCCUUCAGGUUACUUUCAACGGCUCCCUCAACCACUUGUCAAUAGAUGCGACCAGGUACGUGCAUCAGUUCAUUUUUCUUCGUUGCUCAGUUGUUAACAUCAUUCGCUUUGUGCAGCAUACAAAAUCUGGAGGUGAUUGAACCACUGCCGGGAAAUUCAGAGAGAGAUGGGAAGAAAAAAGCCAGUCUUUUUGGUGUCCUGAAUUCAACAAAGACAUUGGGCGGGGCACGGCUUCUUAAAGCAAAUCUUCUCCAGCCGCUGAAGGACAAGGAAACAAUAAAACUGCGACUGGAUUGCUUGGAGGAAAUGAUUAACGAUGAGUCGCUGUACUCAGCAGUGUCAAGCAUUCUUCAGCAAUUCCCAAAAGAUCUUGAUCGUAUUGUGACAAGCUUUGCAUUUCGUCCACGCAAAGUUGCCGAUGAUGGCACAACUACUAGAAGAAAUAUGGUGGUGCUUUCAAGCAUCAUUCUCUUGCGAGAGACUCUACUUCUUGUCCCUCGACUUGCAGAGGCUCUGAGUGGAGCUAAGUGUAGCCUCUUAACCAGCGUACGAGAUAUUGUCUGCAAGAAGCAAGCAUUUCCAAUUUUAUUAAAAGAAAUUGAGCACAUUCUUGACGAGGACGUCAUGCACUCAAGGUCUCCAUUCAUUGCUCGAACACAACAAUGUUUCGCAAUCAAGGCUGGGUUUGAUGGCUUCUUGGACGUCGCCAGGCGCACGUUUUGUGCAACUAGUGAAGCUAUUCACUCUCUGGGGAAGUCCUACCGUGAGCAGUAUUCUCUUCCGAAUCUUCGACUCCCAUUCAACAACAGACGAGGGUUUUAUAUCAGAGUUCCAGUGAAAGAUGUGAAGGGGAAAAAGCUUCCACCCAACUUUCUCCAGGUAUAGUGAGCUCCACAUAUUUCUACGUUUAUGACAAGGGUUUGGACCAUAACUGUGGCAUGUCAGGUCAACAAGAAUGGAAAGAACUACCAGUGCACAACACAAGAGCUGGUCUCGCUCAAUAUUCGGAACAAGGAAGCUUCAGCUGAGUGUUUUCUUCGAGAAGAGCGCUGCCUCGAAGGAUUGUGUCAGCGAAUUAGGGAGGAGCUGACUGUGUUCUCUUCACUUUUGGAGAGUGUAUUCCUCCUUGACAUGAUCACCAAUAGCUUUGCAUUUAUUGUAACUACAAGCCCGGUGGACAGCUAUGUCCGCCCUGAGUUUACAGGUACAUACAGGCGGCUCAAUGUUAUUGCAUUCAGUUAAGUGUGAUAUUUGGCACCUUCUUACAUUGGCUCAGACCAUGGUCCUUUGGCCAUUGAUGGUGGUCGACAUCCAAUCGCUGAGGGGCUUCUCCAAGAUGCAUUUGUGGAAAACAACACGUUCAUGUCAGAGGCCUCAAAUGCUAUGAUUAUUACUGGUCCCAACAUGAGUGGAAAGAGCACCUACCUUCGCCAGGUGGCCUUGCUGACUAUCCUGGCUCACAUCGGCUGCUAUGUCCCUGCUCGGUUUGCAUCUUUCCGAGUGGUUGAUCGUAUAUUUACAAGAAUUGGGACUGGAGAAAGCAUUGAGGAGAACUCCAGCACGGUGCAUGUGCUUGCCAUUUUUACACUUCUUUACCCAGUGCAUUUUCGCUCUAGCUCAGAGUGUUCUUUGCUUGCAGUUCCUGACAGAGAUGCGUGAAACUGCAUUCUUGAUGGACCAUCUUACUCCAAGGAGCCUUGUGGUCGUUGAUGAAUUGGGAUGUUCGACAUCAACGCUUGAUGGUCUUGCGAUUGCAUGGAGCUGUUGUGAACACCUUCUCACAUUUCCGUCAUACAUAAUCUUUGCAACUCAUAUGAAGCAGCUUGGAGAGCUGGCCUCCAUUUAUCCCAAUUGCAAAGUGUGCUACUUCUCAGUCGCAGUCAGCAACGAGCGACUUGCAUACAAGUACGUUCUGAAGGAAGGGUACACUGAUGUCCCACACUAUGGUUUGCGGCUCGCUGAAGCUAUGGGUUUUCCAGCACCAGUCAUGGGUGAAGCACAGCGAAUUGCUGAUAUAAUGGAACAGCAGGGAUCACGCCGGUUGGAAAUUGGCUACAGCAAGUUUACAGCGCUUCGCCGAGAUUACAUUGUCGCCCAGCGUCUGCUAUGCCUACAGCAAUCCAGUCUCGGUGACUCAGAGCUGAAGGAUUAUCUGCUGAACCUUAAGGCCAGCUACCUGGAUGGUAGUCUGGUUUGAGCUCGGCACUGAAACUCUGGGAAGGCCAUGAUGCAUUGAGUGCACUGCCCAAAAGCAUCUAAACAUCCUACUGUACCACGUACCGUAGCAGCAUUCAGAGAAUACCAGCUGCCUUGAUGGAACUGAGCCAUGUCUGAAAGGUGACAUGCGCAGAACAAACGGCAUUUAUGGUCGUGGCUCCGAGGUAUUGUUUAAACUACCUUGUCAGCGGAAACGGUCUUGCAGUUGGUGCAUCGCAAAUAGUGGAUUCACAUCACUAGGUUUUGGUACGGUAGUAGUUACAAGAGUGGAAGAGCUCGUUGACUCCUGGAUCUGAGCAGUUCACGAGGAAGAGUGAAAGGAGGGAGAGAUGUUAAUGAAACGAAUGAUUACUAGAGGUGGAAACCUAGAACAAAUACUAGUUGGUUGUACUCACUAGAAGCAUACCUCAGUCUAGCCUAUAACUUCUAC